Molecule: messenger RNA, 2180 nt
Organism: Nyctereutes procyonoides (raccoon dog)
Lineage: Eukaryota; Metazoa; Chordata; Mammalia; Carnivora; Canidae
Gene: CCNG1
Product: cyclin G1
Exons: 7
Coding region: 208-1095 (295 amino acids)
Biological process (GO): regulation of cyclin-dependent protein serine/threonine kinase activity; mitotic cell cycle phase transition
Cellular component (GO): nucleus; cyclin-dependent protein kinase holoenzyme complex; cytoplasm
Molecular function (GO): cyclin-dependent protein serine/threonine kinase regulator activity
Source: RefSeq, a predicted model, not a curated record
GGCUCCGAGCUGACCCUGUGGUGGGCAGUGUCGUCCGGGCGGCGCUGCGGAGACCUCCGCCCAGGACGGCUCCCCCUCCCCGGGCCUCUCCCCUCUUACCCGCGAGUCCCCUCGCCUCGUGGGCCUAUCGGAUCUGUUCCCGCGGGGUGAGGUGAGAGCAGGCCCGGGGAGGGUAGCUACGGCUGAGGAGCCGCAGUCGCGGUCAAGAUGAUAGAAGUACUGACAACAACUGAAUCUCAGAAACUGCUACACCAGCUGAAUGCCCUAUUGGAACAGGAGUCCAGAUGUCAGCCAAAGGUCUGCGGCUUGAGACUAAUUGAAUCUGCACACGAUAAUGGCCUCAGAAUGACUGCAAGACUAAGGGACUUUGAAGUAAAAGAUCUUCUUAGUCUAACUCAGUUCUUUGGCUUUGACACGGAGACAUUUUCUCUAGCUGUGAAUUUACUGGACAGAUUCCUGUCCAAAAUGAAGGUACAGCCCAAGCACCUUGGCUGUGUUGGGCUGAGCUGCUUCUAUUUGGCUGUUAAAUCAAUAGAAGAGGAAAGGAAUGUCCCAUUGGCAACUGACUUGAUCCGAAUAAGCCAGUAUAGGUUCACGGUUUCAGACUUGAUGAGAAUGGAAAAGAUUGUAUUGGAGAAAGUGUGUUGGAAAGUCAAAGCUACUACUGCCUUUCAAUUUCUGCAACUCUACUACUCACUUAUUCAAGAGAACUUACCAAUUGAAAGGAAGAAUAGCCUUAAUUUUGAAAGACUAGAAGCUCAACUUAAGGCAUGCCACUGCAGGAUCAUAUUUUCUAAAGCAAAGCCUUCUGUGUUGGCAUUGUCUAUCAUUGCACUGGAGAUCCAAGCACAGAAGUUUGUAGAGUUAACUGAAGGAAUAGAAUGUCUUCAGACACAUUCCAAGAUAAAUGGCAGAGAUUUGACCUUCUGGCAAGAACUUGUAUCCAAGUGUUUAACUGAAUAUUCAUCAAACAAGUGUUCCAAACCAAAUGUUCAGAAGUUGAAAUGGAUUGUUUCUGGACGUACUGCACGGCAAUUGAAGCAUAGUUACUACAGAAUAACCCACCUUCCAACAAUUCCUGAAAUGGUCCCUUAAUUGGAUUGUUACAGCAACAAAAAAGCUCUUCUCUGAAGCCUUUCUCCACAAUCCUGAGCUAUGGAUUCCAUGAUGUUAUAAUGAAUUUAAGCUGUGAAGCCUCAGAACAUCACAACUAGAUUAGCAUUGAUGUUCUCAGAUUUGGGAAAACUACCUAAUUAACAUGCUGUAGUGGAAUUAAAUUUAAAUUAAAUUUAAAUUCAUCUGUGAGGCAUACAAAUGAAAGCUAAGAGCAUAAAUGUGAAAUGUUAAUAACGAGCCUGAGAAGGUAAACUGUGAAUCUUCAUUUCUAACAUUAACCCAACUUUCUAUGUUGGGUCAAUAUAUUAUAUUUAGGUGGUAUCAAAAGUGGUAACCUAAUUAAAUUCUAAAUUAUGAGGUAUACAUUAAAACCAACAUUUCACAAAUGCACUUUUAAGGCAUAACAAGGGUCACUAUUCUAGGCAAUGAAAAUGGUUUCUUGGUACCUAUAGUGCAAAUAAUAGAUAAUUCUGAGAUCUAGACUUUACUGCUACUUGGGAAUUACACUUAAAUUUGAGGGCAUUUUAUAAAAGUAAAACUACAGGCCUAGUUAUUUUGGCAUAUUAAGUUAUUGUUAAUAUUUUUCCUAAAAAACUGGUCGUUUGCAUCCAUGGUAAAAUUUACACAGUAUUUGCUGCCUCCAUCUAAUCCCAUCAAGAAACUUUGUUUUUAUUGUGUUAGUAAUUCAAAAUAACUAUGCUCCAAAAACUUGAUUUAACACUCCAGAAGUUUUUACUAAGGGCUGUUUUUAUAAAAACUGCUAUUGCUUCUAACUUAGAAUUUUUAAAGGAAGAGAAUAUACUUUCACUACUUGCCCCUCCUGUGCCCAAAGAAAGUCUUUAAAAAAGUCAGUAGGCAUCCUCAUAAUUAUGAAGUUGCUAAGGUAGUAUUUGAGAUUUUCUAUUAAGUCAGUGACCGUAAGGAGAUCUACGGCAUUAAAAGUGAUGUAAACAGUUACUCAGUGCAGCAGGUAGCUUGUGUCCAUCCAGAAUGGCUGUACCCAUUUAUGACGUUAUGGGUAAAUGUGCACUGGAAAAUAAACCAAAGAACCACAAUAUAUCUUA